ACCAAUGUGAAUAUUCACUCACACUGAUUCUGGAUAAGAUGAAUACAUUGUAGGAUAUAUAGAAUAUAAACAAAAUGCAACUAUCCUAAAGAGAUUUAUUAUCAAUAAUGUUGCCUUGCUGAAGGUACAAAAGGCCAAUUGUUGCAUAAAAAGCCAGGUUUGUAUAACAAAGGAAUAUGUGAAAGUGACGCCAGGGAUUUGUAAGAACUAGCUAGACUCAAACAUCAAGUGAAAUAUGGGUAUUGAGACUUCGGUGUUGUGAACAAUACUACAACAAAUGCAAAAACAACAACUGGCACAUUGUUAUUAAAAUGUUUUUAUAACAAAGAACUAAGGAUUUGUAAAAACUAACUACAUGUAUACUGAAGCCUCAAGUGAAAUGUGGUUACUGAAACUUCGGUGUUGUGAACAAUACUUCUACAACAACAACUGAUAUACUGUUAAUGAAAUGUUGCUUUAUAACAUUUUAGACAUUGAUGUAAAAGAGACGCCAUGGAAUUAAGCAUUUGAAACGACUAACUUUAUCUAUCCUUAAGCCUCGAGUGAAAUAUGGUUAUUGAAACUUCCAUGUUAUGAGCAAUACUACUUCUUCUACAACCCCAGCAGCAACAACAACAGCAACAAUAACUAACAUAUGUUAUUAAAAUGUUUUUAUAACAAAGACGUAUGUGGAAGAAGCGAUAAGGAACUUAGGAUUGGUAACAACUAACUAGACUGAAGCCUUAAUUGAAAAAUGGUUUAAACAUAGGUGUUAUGAACAAUACUACAUAUACUACUACAAUAACAACAACAUCAACAACUGACGCGUUGUUAAAACGUUUUUAUAACAAAAACAUACAUGUGAAAGAUGCGCCAUGAAACUAAACAUUUGUGACAACUAACUACAGUAGACUACGUCGACUCGAGCCUUAAGUGGAAUAUGGUUUUUGAGACUUCGGUGUUAUGAGCAACACUACUACUACUACAACAACAACAACAAUUGACACAUUGUUAUUAAAAUGUCAACCGCCAACUUGGGGAUACGAGCCUACAGUGUUUCAAGUGUUUGGAUAUUCGCUUUCAUUAUUGGCUGUGGUAACCAUCGUAACAAAUCUAGUAGCGAUGAUCUGUAUAUACCGCGCACCAAAGUUAAAGACAUUCACACGCUUGUUUCUUUUUUCUUUAGCCGUUUGUGAUUUUCUAGUUGGUGCAGUAGUGAUGCCGUUCAGAAUAUUUGGUAUGGUCACUAGGAGUUUUGACAGCCUGGGACAUACCUUUUGCUAUAUUGGAAAUAGUGUCGAUGUUUUGUUGUGUUCGUCCUCCAUGUUUCAUAUAACUAUUCUUGCAUUUGACAGAUGCCUCGCCCUCUGUAAACCCUUUAGGCAUGGCUAUAUAUGUAGCCCAGCAAAGGGCAAGUCAGUGUUCAUUCUAAGCUGGCUGAUUUCAGCAGUCAUAUCUUUUGGUUUUAUACUAGCAAAAUUGCACGUAAAAGGAAUUGAGGCUAUUUAUAACUGUGUCUUAUACGUCACUGGAUCGUGUCAACUCGUGUCAAACGUGCCAUACGCGAUAAUGACAACAGCUGUGACAUUUGGCUUGCCAUCUCUGUUCACGAUCGUAUGCAACCAAUUUACCACCAGAGCAAUAGAAAAACGACGGAAAAUUUUCGACCGUCUCGUAAAUAUAAACACGAGGAAAGGGAGUUUGAAUCGACGCCAUAUUGGUACGAAGCUUGCUCGGACUAUUUUGCUUAUGUCAUUAAGUUUUCUUGCGUGUUGGUCCCCGUUCUUCGUCAUUCACAUAACUGAUCCAUUGACUAACUACCGGGUACCACAAUAUGUGUGGACAUUGGUCACUUGGACGGGAUAUGCAAAUUCUCUGUUAAAUCCUAUUCUGUACUUAAAAGCUACAUCUUUUAUAAUGUUUCGUUGA
Messenger RNA from Mya arenaria, 1908 nucleotides. Its product is annotated as trace amine-associated receptor 1-like. Lineage: Eukaryota; Metazoa; Mollusca; Bivalvia; Myida; Myidae. Gene Ontology annotation, molecular function: G protein-coupled receptor activity. The transcript has a single exon. The record is from RefSeq and is a predicted model, not a curated record. Gene Ontology annotation, biological process: adenylate cyclase-activating adrenergic receptor signaling pathway. Gene Ontology annotation, cellular component: membrane. Bases 943 to 1908 code for a protein of 321 amino acids.